Erythranthe guttata (spotted monkey flower) is the source of this 2042-nucleotide messenger RNA. RefSeq names its product NAC domain-containing protein 53. Gene Ontology annotation, molecular function: DNA binding. Lineage: Eukaryota; Viridiplantae; Streptophyta; Magnoliopsida; Lamiales; Phrymaceae. The record is from RefSeq and is a predicted model, not a curated record. Gene Ontology annotation, biological process: regulation of DNA-templated transcription.
CCGGACACCAAAUCUCAACAACAAUGGCAACACUUUUCAACCAAGUACAUUAACCCUCACCCCACGCGCCCCCCUUUUCCCUCAAUUGUUCUUCAGAAUUCAAAAAAAAAUCUUCAGUUUUCUAAUUUGUGUAUGUUAAUGGAGUCAAUAGCCGGAAAGAAGAAGUCAACGAGUUUGUUGGCGCCGGGUUUCCGUUUCCAUCCGACCGACGAGGAAUUGGUGCGAUACUAUUUGAGGCGAAAAAUCUUCGGCAAAUCUUUUCGAUUCGAUGCUAUUUCUGAGGUUGAUGUUUACAAGUCUGAGCCUUGGGAUCUUCCCUACAAGUCGAAGCUGAAGACCAGAGAUUUGGAGUGGUAUUUCUUCAGCGUGCUGGACAAGAAGUAUGGUAAUGGAGCAAGGACAAACCGCGCAACCGAAAAAGGGUAUUGGAAGACGACAGGAAAAGACAGGGCUGUCUAUCACAGGACAAAGGUUUCAGGGAUGAAGAAAACUCUCGUUUACCACAGUGGGCGGGCCCCCAAGGGCCAGCGGACUAACUGGGUCAUGCAUGAGUACAGACUCACCGACGUGGAUUUCAAUACUGCUGGAAUUACCCAGGAUGCAUUUGUGCUGUGCCGAAUCUUUCAGAAGAGUGGUUCGGGGCCAAAGAAUGGUGAACAGUAUGGGGCGCCAUUUGUGGAAGAAGAAUGGGACAAUGAUGAGUUGGAGUCCCUUCCGGAAGAUGAGGCUAAAGAUGAAGUUGACUUUGGUGGUGAUGCCUUUUUGGACGCCCAUGAUUUACAGCAGAUUCUUCAGUCAGAUGUUCCACCAAGCACUGCUCCUCUUUCGGGGAACCUCAUAUUUUCCGAUGGCAGCUAUGGUGAAGAAAACACAUCCUCUUUUAAUCAUACCGAAAACCUCUCCGUGUGUGCAGGCAAUCAGUAUCACGAUGGCAGCACAUAUAAUUUGCCUGCUUCAUGUGAUAUGGAACUGGUCAAGCAGGAGUCCUACGGUGAAUGCAGCAAAUCUAGCAACUCUGAGGAACUCGAUUUCUUACUCGAUGAGCCAUUCUUUGAUUCUUCCGAUAACCUUCUAUACGGCAAUGAAGGGUUCAUUGAAGCUAACGAUUUCUUAAGCCCCGUUGAAAAUGAUAAUUCUGCCUUUGACAUGCUAAAUGAGUACCUUUCGUUUGAUGCCAACGAUGAUAACUCACUGUACUUUGCUAACGAUUCUGCAUCGAUGUUUGGAACCGAUGGUCUUGUUUCUGAACAACCGUUGCUUCCUCAUAAGGAAAUGACCGAAGAAACUGCGCAAGCUAUUUUGCCAAACGGACAACAUAUUGCAAAUAACAACAAUAAUGAAGUAUUGCCAUCUGAUAAGCAAGAGUCGGCAAAACAAUACUCAGGCUUGGAUUAUCCAUUUAUCAAACAGGCAAGUAAAAUAUUAGGAAAUCUACCUGCUCCACCUGCAUUUGCUGCAGAGUUUCCUUCGAAAAAUGCAAUUCUUCGUCUGAAUGGGGCAAAGGACGAGAACUUCAACGUUAUUGUUUCUUUUGGAUAUUCACGAGGUAAUGAUGGCUCUUCGAAUUUGGAAUCGAGUGUUCGCAUACAAACAGGGAAGGCAGCUUCUUCUGCUAUGUCUAGGGGUUGGCUCUUCUUCGUUUUCUUUUUCUUCGUAUUUUUCUCCAUGACCUUCAAAUAUGGCACCUAUUUAUGUGCCAAUUGAAUGAUGUCUCUGUGACCGGUCCUCCUCCAAUGCCCUAAUACAAUUUAUCGCAUGCCCGAAAACUUUUUCUGAACUUGCCGAUGUAUUUUUUUUUUUCAUUUUCUUUAAACGAUACAUAUAAGAAAUUUUAUUGUUUAGUUAGUGAUUAAGUAGGAUUGGAGCACUGUCUGGGUUGACUGAUUGAUUAUACUGCCAAUAAACUCCAUUGUUUUUCUUUUCUUUUUUUUUUCUUUUUUUCUUCGAGUCUUAUGAAUGCUUCUCAGUUGAUGUAAAAUAGAUUAUGAUUUAUGUGUGGAUAUACUUGUAAAUAGGUUAUAUCUCAAGGUAUAAUUUACACU